Trichoderma citrinoviride is the source of this 1746-nucleotide messenger RNA. RefSeq names its product aspartyl-tRNA synthetase. Bases 1 to 1746 code for a protein of 581 amino acids. Gene Ontology annotation, biological process: aspartyl-tRNA aminoacylation. Lineage: Eukaryota; Fungi; Ascomycota; Sordariomycetes; Hypocreales; Hypocreaceae. The record is from RefSeq and is a predicted model, not a curated record. Gene Ontology annotation, molecular function: RNA binding; aspartate-tRNA ligase activity; ATP binding. Gene Ontology annotation, cellular component: cytoplasm; cytosol; aminoacyl-tRNA synthetase multienzyme complex. The transcript has 4 exons.
AUGGCUGAAGAAUCGAACCCCCCAGCUCCUCCUGCGGGAGACAAUGCCGCUGCCGCCACCGCCGACGCUGCCGGCCCAUCGAAGAAGGCCGCCAAGAAGGCCGAGGCCAAGGCCAAGAAAGAAGCUCUGAAGGCCCAGCGAGCUGCCGAGCGAAUCGCCGUUGCCGCAACCUCCAACGAGCCCGAAGAAGACCCCGCCAAAGACUACUAUGGCGCUGCCACUCCCGCCUUGCUCUCGUCGUUCCCGGCCGGUGUCGAAUAUGUCCACCUCAAGGAUAUCAACGAGUCUCAUCUUGGAAAGACGGUCGUCAUCCGGGCGUGGCUGCAGAACACGCGCAUGCAGGGCGCCAAGAUGGCCUUUGUCGAGCUGCGCGAGGAGGGUAACUGGGCCAUCCAGGGCAUCGUUAGCGCCACGGCCGAGAAUAAGGCGGAGGAUGGAAAGCCUGUCAUUAGCAAGCGCAUGGUCAAGUGGGUGGGCGGCGUCAACCCGGAGAGCUUCGUGACCGUCGAGGCCACGGUCGAGAAGCCCUUUGCGCCCGUCAAGAGCUGCCGUGUGUCUGAUUUCGAGCUGCACAUCACCAAGCUCUAUGUCAUUGCUGCUGCUCCGGCGACUCUUGGCAUGACUCUGGCUGCUGCGAACCGUGCCGUGACCAACUUUAGCGACGAGGAGGCGAAGCCUGAGGAGGGCGCCCAGGAGAAGGAGGCCGAGGGUGGUCCUCCCGCGGCGUCCAUGUUGACUCACUUGGACAACAUUGUCAUGCACAAGCGGUCGCCCGUCCAGCAGGCUAUUGCUGAUAUCCGCGUGGAGGUCAAGCACUUGUUCCGCUCGUACCUGAGGGAGCAUGGAUUCAAGGAGUUUGAGCCGCCGUGCCUCAUCGGAGCUGCUUCCGAAGGCGGCGCCAACGUCUUCUCUAUGCCCUACUUCAACCAGACGGCCUACCUCGCCCAGUCACCACAGUUUUAUAAGCAGUUCGAGAUUGCUGGUGGCCGAAAGCGCGUCUUCAGCAUUGGACCCGUCUUCAGAGCCGAGAACUCCAACACCCCGAGACACAUGACCGAGUUUACCGGUCUUGAUAUGGAGAUGGAGAUCCAGAAAGACUACCACGAGGUCCUUUCUAUGCUGGAGGGCGUCCUGUUGCACAUCUUCCGCGGCAUUGAGAAGAACUGCGCCGCUGAAAUCGAGCUGGUUCGCUCCGUCUAUCCUUCACCCGAGAUCCUCCUCCCCGAACCCGGAAAGGAGUUGCGCUUGACCUUUGCAGAGGCCCAGAAGCUGCUCCGGGAGGAAGGUCCCGAAGAGUUCCGCAACGUUCGCGAUGACGAAGACAUGUCAACACCGCAAGAGAAGGCACUGGGCGCGCUGGUCCGUGAAAAGUACAAGACCGACUUCUUCGCCGUCGACAAAUUCCCCGAAGCCGCGAGACCCUUCUAUGCCAAGGUUGACCCUGCGAGCAAGCCCAACGAGCCAGUAACCAACGCAUUCGACAUGUUCCUGCGUGGACAGGAGAUUCUGUCCGGUGGUGAGCGUAUUGCCGACCCUGAUGAGCUUGAGGCUCGCAUCCGCUUCAAGGGUGUUGAUCCCACCAGCGCCGGUAUCAAAGAAUACAUCCAAGUCUUCCGCGAGGCGGGUGUUCCUCCUCACGGUGGCGGUGGUAUCGGUCUUGACCGUGUUGUCGCUUGGUACCUUGCCCUUCCCAGCGUGCACUUGGCGGCGUAUUACCCCAGAACACCAAAGAGACUGCUGCCAUAA